GCAUCAUGAGCACAGUGGGCUCCAGCCUCCCCAGCCCUCCAACCUUCCUAACGGCUCCCACCACUUCUGGGACUUACACCCGGGCUGCCGACCCUGUACCGGUUCUCAUCGCCCUGGCCUGCAUUUUUCUGCUGCUGGCCUCUUGCCUGCUGUUCAUGAUGCUGUGUAAGCCAACCGCCUUGGACCCUGGCCGCCAAGGGGCCCGGGAGUGCAUGCCACAUCACCCGGUAAGCCCCAGUGAGCCGAGGCUCCGGCUCUGGAAGCAUCUGGGCUCACUGCGUUGCUCUCUGCACAGCUUCCAGCGAGGCAGGCCUGCUGUCCAGUGGGGUCUUGAUGACCACCGAGGUGACUAUGACUGCACUGAAGCCACCAAGAUGUGAUACACAUAGGCUCACCCAAGACCACCCUGCCUCUGAUGGAGCCUGGCAUCACAGGCCGUAGGAUACUCUGGACCCCUAUGUCACCCCAGUAUUUCCCUGUGUGUCUAGCUUGUGUCCUUUCCCAGAAGACCCUGAAGGCCCCUGAUUCUGCAUGUUAACAGACCUCUUGGAUAAAAAGAUAACUGCC
Molecule: messenger RNA, 567 nt
Organism: Acomys russatus (golden spiny mouse)
Lineage: Eukaryota; Metazoa; Chordata; Mammalia; Rodentia; Muridae
Gene: C11H10orf105
Product: chromosome 11 C10orf105 homolog
Exons: 1
Coding region: 6-380 (124 amino acids)
Source: RefSeq, a predicted model, not a curated record